ACCACUGGAAAGAUCCAGUGAAGAUGUGGAUAUAAUCUUCACACGACUGAAAGAAGUUAAAGCGUUUGAGAAAUUUCACCCAAAUCUCCUUCAUCAGAUUUGUUUAUGUGGUUAUUAUGAGAACCUGGAAAAAGGAAUAACAUUAUUUCGGCAGGGUGAUAUUGGAACAAACUGGUAUGCUGUCCUGGCAGGGUCUUUGGAUGUGAAAGUAUCUGAGACCAGCAGUCACCAGGAUGCCGUGACCAUCUGUACCCUGGGAAUUGGGACAGCCUUUGGAGAGUCCAUUCUGGACAACACACCCCGCCAUGCAACCAUCGUUACCAGGGAGAGCAGCGAACUGCUCCGCAUUGAGCAGAAGGACUUCAAGGCACUAUGGGAGAAAUAUGUGCAGUAUGUUUUUGGCAUACUCCUUCCCGAGUUGCCGGUGCUGGACACAGGGGCAGCCAGGGACAGGCUUCCUGACAAGGAGAAUGUGAGUAGCUACUCUUUCUGCCUAGCUUCUAAAAACUGUCAUAAGGUAAAAAAUAACCAUGGUAACCCUACCAGCAAAGAGGGGUCUUGAUCCACAUUCAGCAGAGCAAUAAAUAUUUUUCUAAUCUUACUCUGGCAUCUUUGGAAAACAGGUAAGGGCCUAGAAGGUUUAGGACAAAGCUUUCACCGAGAAACAGUGCCAAGCAUGCAUUCUAAGGAUGGUAGUGGUUAA
This is a messenger RNA of Galeopterus variegatus (Sunda flying lemur), 703 nucleotides long. It is a transcript of the gene RAPGEF4, whose product is annotated as Rap guanine nucleotide exchange factor (GEF) 4. Gene Ontology annotation, biological process: spermatogenesis. Gene Ontology annotation, molecular function: cAMP binding. NCBI's taxonomy places the organism in Eukaryota, Metazoa, Chordata, Mammalia, Dermoptera, Cynocephalidae. The record is from RefSeq and is a predicted model, not a curated record. The annotation marks the transcript as partial. The transcript has 8 exons.